Actinia tenebrosa (Australian red waratah sea anemone) is the source of this 4347-nucleotide messenger RNA. RefSeq lists its product as uncharacterized. The record is from RefSeq and is a predicted model, not a curated record. NCBI's taxonomy places the organism in Eukaryota, Metazoa, Cnidaria, Anthozoa, Actiniaria, Actiniidae.
UUGCUUGACUUUUGAUGCAAGAUCUUUGGUCUCUAAUCCCAAUGCAAAUCUCUGAAAAACAUACGGUAUCUUAGAAUUGAAGUCGAACCGAUUUCGCUAUCACGAAAGSCGGAAAUAGAACCUCAAAAUGUCAGAGAAGAAAUCUUCGGGUAAUGAGAGCUCAACCUCCUCUCCCUCGAGACAAAACACAUCUUCUAAGUCAGCCAUCGUUCUAUCCAGUGUAGCAUUGCUGAGCAGUUUGGCUUURCUAAUCAGGUUUGAAACUGUCCAACACAACAACGGUUUAAAUUUUGAGGAUGUGGAGAAGGAUCUAAAAACUCUUUGGGAGGCGAAACUUAAUAGAGAUGAAUUGCUAAUCCAUGUCAAGCAGCUCGCACGUUCAAAACGCAAUGCUGAUGACUUCUUGAAAAUCAUUAAUUUGAAAACCGAUAAUUUUUGCACCGAAAAGUGCCCUCCAGGUCCYCCAGGCCAAAGUGGAAKGCCAGGAAGUAUGGGUCCAAGAGGACCUCSAGGUGCAGGAGAGCCUGGGCCUGUGGGUAUACCAGGGGCUGUGGGAAGASCUGGAGCACCUGGGAAUCGAGGUGAAAAGGGCAUCCAAGGAGAACCAGGAAAGGUYGGACCAAGAGGACUAACAGGACAACGAGGAAUUGUUGGGRAAACAGGAGGGAAAGGAGAUAAAGGKGAYACYGGAMCUGCUGGAGUUGUGGGGGGAARAGGACCYACUGGAAGAACUGGAGCUAAAGGCGAGACUGGUUCCAAGGGAAACAAAGGAGAAAUAGGAAUCAAAGGCGAAAAGGGACAAAUAGGACCAAYAGGCCAACAAGGACUGAAAGGCCUACAAGGAAAUUUAGGAAGAAYAGGAGAAAAAGGUCUCAGGGGUGAUCAAGGCCCAAGAGGGUUAACAGGUCAACAAGGAGUACCAGGAUUGAAAGGGGAYAAAGGUCUUGAAGGAACUCAGGGCCCUCGAGGAACAGAAGGAYUACGAGGRCAUCAGGGACCAGUUGGUGCAAAGGGGAACAUYGGUCCAUCAGGAYCCCAGGGAGCAAAAGGAGAUUUGGGURAGCGAGGWCUAACUGGUGAGACAGGUCCAAAAGGUGACAAAGGCAAUAUCGGCGUCAUCGGUCCCGUUGGUCCUAAAGGUAUCCAAGGAAACCAAGGGCAAAGAGGUCCUAAAGGAGACACUGGUAAAACUGGUACCAAAGGAAGCGAUGGAGUUAAUGGAGYCGACGGUACGAAGGGAGAACAAGGAGAACMMGGAAUAAGAGGACCUGUGGGGGAUCCUGGKAAUCCUGGUAUCUUAGGAGCUCCUGGACCGAAAGGAGAAAAGGGGUUACAAGGGAACAUAGGUCGAAGAGGUGAACAGGGAAAACAGGGUGCAAAGGGGGAACGAGGGCCACAGGGAACAGGUGAAAGAGGGGAAAAAGGUAUAAUGGGACCGCGAGGGAACCCUGGAGAAAAAGGAACACAAGGAGAGAAGGGAGCUGGUGCCAAAGGAGACAAAGGCAGUGCCGGUGCAGUUGGACCACAGGGAGGUAAAGGAGAUAAAGGAUUAAGAGGAGAUAAAGGACKUAAAGGCGAAAAGKGCAAASAAGGACCUAAAGGAGAUCUAGGACCGCGAGGGAUAAUGGGUCAUCAAGGUGGUCCAGGCGUCAAAGGUGAUAAAGGUUCAAACGGCAUUCAAGGACCSCCUGGCCUCGAAGGACUGCGAGGGCAUCAGGGAAUCCAAGGUCUGAAAGGAGAGGUUGGUGCCAAAGGGCCMCAAGGAAUAAAAGGAAAUACAGGCGAGAAAGGAGUGACUGGAGAARGUGGUCCAAAAGGAAAUAAAGGAAACACUGGUCCUAAAGGCAUAAAGGGCAAUCUAGGAGAGCAAGGACUUCAAGGCGGGAGACACAGGCCCAAAAGGAAUGAAAGGCCAAGUUGGAAAACAAGAAAUAAAGGGAGAUGUAGGAGAAAAAGGUCAAGUUAUAUAUCUGCCUUUAGGUCUUCGUCCAGAUCUACUUUUAUUCACUASAAAACAUCCAUAAUUUCAGGGAAUAUUGGAGGAAGAGGGCUUCCUGGAAUCAGAGGAAUAAAAGGAAAAACUGGAGUUGGACUAAAAGGAGACAAAGGCGAAAUUGGUGCAGUUGGCCAGCAAGGAUACAGAGGGGAAAAGGGAAUCAGAGGAGACCCUGGGGCUAAAGGGCAGGAAGGUCCGGUAGGCCCUAAAGGCGAUCUAGGRCCACGAGGUUUGACAGGUCAUCAAGGUGAAAMAGGGAUAAAAGGUGAUAAAGGUUCAAACGGCAUCCAAGGACCAACSGGUCUCGAAGGACUACGAGGGCAUCAGGGAAUCCAAGGUCAAAAAGGAGAGGUUGGUGYCAAAGGUCCUCAAGGYAUAARAGGAAACACAGGSGAAAAAGGACUGAWUGGAGAAAGUGGUCCAAAAGGGAAUAAAGGRAAUACUGGCGACAUUGGUGCMGUUGGUGCCAAAGGCGUCCAAGGAGACAAAGGGCAAAGAGGACCUAAAGGAGACACUGGUAAGACUGGUAYWAAAGGGAGCGAUGGAGUUAAUGSAGCCGACGGUAAKAAGGGAGAASCAGGAGARCCAGGAAUAAGAGGACCUGUUGGUGAUCCUGGAAAUCCAGGUAUCUUAGGAKCUACUGGACCRAAGGGAGAAAAAGGCUUACAAGGGAACAGAGGUCCCGCUGGUAUCCAAGGAUUUAACGUUAACUCUAUGAUUUUAGGAAGAAGUGGACCCAAGGGAGACAAAGGAAUCCAAGGAACAAAGGGUCAAACUGGAGAAAGUGCCAAAGGAGAGAAAGGAACUCCUGGAGCAGAUGGAGUAGCAGGAGCCACGGGAGAGAAAGGAAUAAAAGGAGAAGCAGGAUCAAAAGGACAAGAAGGGCAAGUAGGAUCAAGAGGCACUGAUGGAAAUCCUGGAACGAAAGGUGAAAAGGGUAACCAAGGAGCGAGUGGAUCAAGGGGUCUUCGAGGGCCACAAGGAACCAAGGGCAAGCAAGGUCAUACCGGAAAUACAGGUCCUAAGGGACCACAAGGAGGGGUAGGACCAAAAGGUUCUUCAGGUAAGAAAGGUGAACAAGGAAACGCUGGUCCCAUUGGUCCUGAAGGAACAAAGGGAGAUAAAGGAGAAACAGGAAUAAAAGGAGACAAAGGACCAAUUGGAUAUCGAGGUCCUUUGGGACCUCGAGGGCAAACCGGGAACACAGGAAGAAUUGGUCCAAUCGGUCCAAUUGGUCCAAUUGGACAAAAAGGCGAGAUUGGCUCUAGAGGUCCUAUAGGUAAUAAAGGUGAAAGAGGACCUGAAGGCCCAAAAGGAAACAGAGGAGACAAAGGGAUUCAAGGUAAUACAGGUAUACAAGGAAAUGUAGGAGUGGAAGGAAGGAAAGGAGCAAAAGGAAAUACAGGCGACCAAGGAGAUAUGGGUCCAAGAGGAAUAAGAGGACUAAAAGGAAAUCAAGGAACAAAGGGGAAUCCUGGAUCACCAGGUCUGAUGGGAGAACCUGGACCGCGAGGACUGAAGGGAGCUAAAGGAUGGAGAGGUUCUAAGGGRGAUAGAGGAGAAACCGGGCCUAUAGGACCAAAAGGACAUAGAGGGAGUAAAGGAGAAUCUGGAACAGGGGAGCGAGUCGCCACACCGAAAAUUUGUGUGGAUGUUAAAAUUCUCUUCCAUGAUGCACCGCCAGAGGGCUGCACCUUAAGUCCAGACGAUGUUAAGAAAUCCAUUGCCGAUCAAAUUGAUGAACGAGAAGAAAACAUAGAAAACGUCAGGUUGUUUASCAAAGUGCAAGACGGUAAAAGACAGCUACAGGUUACAUUCAAGACGACAGAAGAAGCUGAAAAAUCUAUAAAGAGGAACGAAAAAAAGAUUAUACUGCCAUUAGACAAGGCUAAAUGUAACUACACAAAUGUACUUCUGAAGGGUAGAAUGUAAACUGAAAGUGAAUUUUUCCAUUCCUAUAGACCUUUUUAGUUUCAUUGUUUGUUGUGCACAUUCCACAUUCAAUGUGAUGCCAACUUUGGGAGUUGAUUGUUUCACGUGUUCAUAUUUUAACAUGUUCAUCAUAAAAGAACAAUUCUCACGGGAAGGUCAUGUGAUCUGAAAUGGGCAAUUUGCAUACCAAGCUAAAAAGAUCUAGUGCUCAAUAUAUUUUGCCUUUCGUUACGACAAUCUCUCGAAAAUGAUUACAAACCAAAUGUACGACUUAUUUGCUCCUUUAAUUCAUYAUAAUAAAUGAGCACUCGUCAUGAUGUGCCUUUUCACGGAAAAGGUUCACCAUGAAGUGAUAUACCGUAUAUACRAUACUAUUUUGAUAAAUUACAGUCAAUAAAAGUCGAGGCAAGAACUUAAAA